Penicillium subrubescens is the source of this 1101-nucleotide messenger RNA. RefSeq names its product putative C6 finger domain protein. Gene Ontology annotation, biological process: regulation of DNA-templated transcription. The coding region runs from base 1 to 1101 and encodes 366 amino acids. NCBI's taxonomy places the organism in Eukaryota, Fungi, Ascomycota, Eurotiomycetes, Eurotiales, Aspergillaceae. The record is from RefSeq and is a predicted model, not a curated record. Gene Ontology annotation, molecular function: zinc ion binding; DNA-binding transcription factor activity, RNA polymerase II-specific. The transcript has 3 exons.
AUGCCCGCGGCCGUCGAAGAGAUGGAUACUACACCUAAUUCGCAAGCUGCUAUGGAUGCAAGCGCAGCUGAUAAAAAGCGCAAUAAGUUGGGAUAUCAUCGGACAUCUGUCGCUUGUGUACAUUGCCGGCGCCGGAAGAUCCGGUGUUUAGUGGCAGCAGAUGAUGCGCAAGGACGAUGUGAGAACUGUAUUCGAUUGCGCAAAGAAUGUCAAUUUUUCCCAGUCGACCAACAACCUCCAGUGGAGAAGAAGUCGCGGCCCAGUUCCAGACUGGAAGCCGGAUCAGACCCUUCAGUGACAACACCAAUGUCCCUCUCAUCGUCACCAACGAGCUUGAACCCGGACUCGGUAGAGGCAUUCUAUCCGUACGCUCAAGUCCCCAUGAACGCAUCAUCGGGAGAUAUGGCGGCUUUUAACCCCGGCGCAUUUGCGGCGACUCAGAUGCCAGGGUUCACACCUGAUCGACCCAUGGGACCGGGUGAAUUCUCCGGAAUCCCCACGAUGGAAGGCGGACUUGCAUGGGAUGAGUUCACAACGAUAUCAGACCCACAAAUGUUGGCCACGAUGGCCGCCAACAAAGGCCAGAUGAUGAACUUGACCCCGAAUGCCUGGAACUCUGCUGGAGUACCCGCGGCAAUGUCACCCAGUUCACCCAUGUCUGGCGCAUCGCCAAUGACUGGCCACGCGCAACCGAUGAACCCCGGACCAGCUUAUGCUAUGCAACCUGACGGGUCAGUCUGGCCAGUACCACCGCAGCCGUCAAGAGCAAUGAGUUAUCCUGGGCAAGACAUGAAUCCCUCAUAUUCGGGUCACUUUCAACCUCAAAUGGCCCCGGAUCUCAAACGCAGGAUGACUACACCUGCCCAUCCAUCCGCCCCCCACCCUUCCUCCGGACCUACGCCUGACAUGCAAGCGCCCCCAGGGACCGUACCCUAUCCAACUCAAGCCGGCAUGGGCUUCACACAAUGGCCUCAAAUGAAUGCCAUGCCCGCUGGAAUGGGUGUGGUACCUUACCCAAUGUACACUGGCGACGUUUCACAGCAACAAUACGCCAACUCUCCAAUGGGCCACCCAGGACAACCAGGAAGAUCGGGGCCCUAA